Orbilia oligospora ATCC 24927 is the source of this 723-nucleotide messenger RNA. RefSeq lists its product as uncharacterized. NCBI's taxonomy places the organism in Eukaryota, Fungi, Ascomycota, Orbiliomycetes, Orbiliales, Orbiliaceae. The record is from RefSeq and is a predicted model, not a curated record. The transcript has 3 exons. The coding region runs from base 1 to 723 and encodes 240 amino acids. Gene Ontology annotation, cellular component: extracellular region.
AUGAAGCUAUCUUACACUGCUCUUGUUGCUUUACUCUUGACCACCGCGCUCAGUUCGCCUACGGGCCACGGAGACAGUGACAAGGGCAAAGAUAUAGCUGUCACUUUAGAUGCUGUUGCUAGAAUAGAGGAUGCAGAGCUUGACCUUGGUGCUCUGCAGAAUGUGCACGGCAAAAACUUCGAGGCUGGCGCUGACACUCGUCUAGACAUAGGCCUCGAAGGUAGGAGCGUCGGUUUCGAUGCCACGGAGGAGAUCGAUAAACGAGGCACGAAGUUUAUCAUAAGCACCGUCGGCACCUCUCUGCGAAGUGAAAUGUUAAAAUACCACAACGCUUGGAGAGCCCAUCAUGGUGCCCCAGCAUUGAAGUGGAACACAACUCUCGCAAUGGCCGCCCUCAAGUCGGCCCGAAAAUGUGUUUUUGCUCAUACAAAGAAUAACGAAUACGGAGAGAACAUAGCUGCUGGAACAUAUACUAGCCCGUCAUACUAUGCUUCUUUACCUGGAUUCUCGAGCGAAACGGGCCAUUUCACGGCCGUUGUUUGGAAAAAUACAAAGCAAAUUGGCUGCGCAUACGUCAAGAAUUGUGCAGGCGGACUACCAAACAUGCUAUUCUGCGAAUACUCGCCCGCGGGGAAUGUUUUACCGGCAUCCAACUUUAGGACAAAUGUUCUUCCUGCUCGCACAUCACCCAAAAACCCGGCCCAACCUUCUCCAAAUCUUUGA